CUUCCAAAUAAACACCAAAUAGUGAAGCGCUUCUCCAAUUGAAUAACCACCAUUUUUGUCCUUAACACCACAUUUUCCACUUAGAUUCUCCCUAUCUCUUCCUUCGCAUGUGCCUCUCUACUUCCUCUGGGUUGGAAAUUUGGAAUAGAAACACAAAAAAGAAACAUUUUGCUGUGGAAGAUAUCAAUAUCAAAGAAGAGAAGAGACUUCAAGUCUUCAAGUGCAAAUUAGCAUACAUAAGCUGAAAAAAAUCAAGUCUAUGUUGCAUGACAUGGACUCAAAGGCCCUGUGCUUCAUAACCCACCAAGCAAUUUUCGACGCGGUUCGAUCUGGGGACCUUGAAAGGCUCAAACAGCUACUGCAACAGGUGAACAAAGGUGAAUCUUCAGAUGGGUCAUCGUCGCUUUCUGAACUCAUGUCCAUGCAGAACGAUGAUGGAGAGACCUUGCUGUUUAUUGCUGCAGAGCGUGGUUUUCAAGAGGUGUUCAGCUUCUUGCGCAGCUUCUGUGACUUGGAGGUGCUGAAGAUUAGGUCCAAACCUGAUAUGAACGCCUUUCAUGUUGCAGCCAAACAAGGCCAUCUGGAAAUCGUGAGGGAGAUUUUAAGCAUUUGGCCUGAGGUUUGUAAAUUAUGUGACACCUCAAAUACUAGCCCCCUUUACUCAGCUGCUGUACAAGACCAUUUAGAUGUGGUGAAUGCUAUCUUGGAUGUUGAUGUCAGUUCAAUGAUGAUUGUGAGGAGAAACGGCAAAACCGCGUUGCACAAUGCUGCCAGGUAUGGCAUGCUUGGUAUUGUGAAAGCUCUCAUUGCCCGUGAUGCCGGAAUAGUCUGCAUCAAGGAUAAAAAAGGUCAAACUGCACUGCAUAUGGCUGUGAAAGGACAUAGUACACCAGUCGUAGAGGAGAUAUUACAGGCUGACCCUGCUAUAUUGAAUGAACAAGAUAAGAAGGGUAAUACAGCUCUUCACAUGGCUACCAGGAAACUCCGUUCAGAGAUAGUGAGCUUUUUAUUAAGCUAUGCAUCUAUGAAUGUCAAUGCCAUCAACAAUCAGGAGCAAACAGCCAUGGAUUUGGCAGAUAAACUGGCAUAUGGAAAUUCAUCUCUGGAGAUCCAUGAAGCCCUCACAGAACGUGGUGCCAAGCGUGCUAGGCAUGUCAGCAAAGUCGAUGAAGCCAAGGAACUCAAGAGAGCUGUGAGUGAUAUAAAGCACGAAGUGCAGUCACAACUUAUACAGAAUGAGAAAACUCGGAAACGAGUUUCCGGUAUUGCUAAGGAAUUGAGGAAGAUUCACAGGGAGGCAGUUCAAAACACCAUUAAUUCUGUCACAGUUGUCGCUGUCCUUUUCGCCUCAAUAGCGUUCGUGGCUUUGUUCAGUUUGCCAGGUCAAUAUAGAAUGAAACAGUCACGGGCAGGGGAAGCAAACAUAGCUGGUGAUGUUGCCUUCAGUGCUUUCUGUCUAUUGAAUGCUACAUCUCUUUUUAUUUCUUUUUCGGUUGUUGUGGUUCAAAUCACUUUGGUAGCUUGGGACACAAGGGCUCAAAGGAAGGUUGUCUCAGUGGUUAACAAGCUAAUGUGGACUGCUUGUGCCUGCACUUGUGGUGCUUUUCUGGCUAUAGCUUUUGUGGUUGUUGGAAAGGAAACAUGGAUGGCUAUAACUGUAACCCUUUUGGGAGCACCAAUCCUAGUUGGGACUCUAGCAUACUUGUGCUACUUUGUUUUUCUGCGACAUUUCGGAUUCCGAAGUAUUUCCCAGAGAUUAGUCAAGAGAGCAAGUGGAAAUAUAUCAUUCUCAUGGAAUCACUCAGCACAUAUAUCAGAUGUGGAUGAAUGUAACUCUGAUCUUCAGAAUAUGUAUGCUCUGUGAACAGAGUAUGUUACCAUUGACUUAUAGUUGGUUUGGAUAGAAGUAGUUAUCUGAACUGGUAUACGAAACGGGUACCCAAACUGCUACCAUGGGAAAUAAAAUGGAUCAGUUCGGUUUCUGGUUCUGAUCAGCUAAACUGGUUAUUUUGUGCAGCCCUAUGGCAUUGAAUAUCACUAUUUCCAGAACAGAUAUUAUGCCAACUUAGAGGGAGUGGAAAAUUGGCUCACUAGGAUUCAGCUGAUUAAUAUGAAAUUAAUUACUAGGUUUUGCCGAAAAAUUUUCUCUGAUUUGUAGAUACAUGUGACUAAUGAUCAGAAAUCAAAUGUAGAUUUUCAUGUAUAUGAAAAAAAAUAUAGAUGAUUAGAAGCCAUGAGAAGCUUAUAUAUGUAUUGCCACCACAGUUACAACCUAUCAGCGAUGUUUAUCUACAAUUCUGAGUAUGAAGUUGUAACCACAAUUUCAAUUUAAAACAAUUUUGAGUAUGAAAUUGUAACCAUGAUUAUGAUUUAA
Lotus japonicus is the source of this 2374-nucleotide messenger RNA. Its product is annotated as ankyrin repeat-containing protein At2g01680-like. Gene Ontology annotation, cellular component: plasma membrane. The coding region runs from base 260 to 1864 and encodes 534 amino acids. The record is from RefSeq and is a predicted model, not a curated record. The transcript has 3 exons. Gene Ontology annotation, molecular function: protein phosphatase regulator activity; protein phosphatase 1 binding. Lineage: Eukaryota; Viridiplantae; Streptophyta; Magnoliopsida; Fabales; Fabaceae.